UCCGCGCACCUGAACUCAAGCGUAAAUGAAUGAACCGUUAUUGAUAAAGUAAAACUAAGUUCCAGUGACAGAGGAGAAUCACUCAGGCUGACAGUGUUAUUAGUGUGCUAACAAACUGUGUGAUACUUGUAACAAAGGAUAUGAUGUCACUGCCACCACCUUCCCAGGGGUGCACAGGCUCUAACUCUCCAGAUUCAACAUUGCAGUAUGAGACAGAUGCCUCCGACAGACCUCAACGUCCUCCAACACCACGAAAUCCCCAAGAUUCACCAUGGACACAUGCACACAUGGAACAUGGUCCUCCGCCUCCUCCGCCACGCUCUCCACUGUGGUAUGAGACUGUCUCCCUCACACCUCAACCUCCUCCAGAACUACUCAAUUCCUCAGAUUCACCACUGCAGUACGGGACAGAUGCCUCCCACGCACCCCAACCUCCUCCAACACCAGCAAACUCCCCCGAUUCAUUUUAUUUGUUUCAUUUGAAACAAAAGUGGGUUCCUUCACUGCCUCCUGAACCGCCUCGGCAUCAUUCCCCACACUGGAAGAUUGAGAUAAAGAGGAGGAGGAGUAUGAUGAGGAUGCAGUGGUGGAAGUGGCACCUGUUUGUCCCCAAACUGAAGAUGAUAAAGGAGGACUCUGUGCUGUUGAUAGACAACACCGACACUGACCUGUCAUCUGACCUGUCACCGGACCUGUCACCGGACGACUCUGCGGCAGACACCAACAUAAUUUAAAUGGAUGAGGAGGAAGAGAAACAUUUUAAUUUGUAGUUGAUUUUUUAAAAUUCUUGUGUGGUUGGUUCGCCUUGUGUGUUCAAUGUCUGAGGCAUUGUUUGCAACUUUUAUUGAAGUUGAUUCAAGUUCAUGGUUCUGGUGUUCUGUAAAUUGAAAAUACAUUGUGUCACAGUUUAUAGUAAUUUUACUGUUUGAAAGAUGAAUUUGUUUCCUCUGACUAAUGUUAAGAAAUAAGGGAACUCUUACAGGUUUUUCUGGUGUGGAACCAGGGGCACAAAUAGAAAAGGAGUCUCAAAGCGUCACUUGCGUCUGUAUGAUGCCAUGACGCUUGCUGUCUUGUACCGUAAAUCUUCUAAUAGUUACCGUCAUAAUUUCGGUGCUACAAUAAUAGUCACGGUACAGUGUUGAGCUGAAUCAAUAAAUUACUCUUCUCUCUUA
Molecule: messenger RNA, 1172 nt
Organism: Scophthalmus maximus (turbot)
Lineage: Eukaryota; Metazoa; Chordata; Actinopteri; Pleuronectiformes; Scophthalmidae
Product: leucine-rich repeat extensin-like protein 2
Exons: 9
Coding region: 141-734 (197 amino acids)
Source: RefSeq, a predicted model, not a curated record